Molecule: messenger RNA, 2955 nt
Organism: Strongylocentrotus purpuratus (purple sea urchin)
Lineage: Eukaryota; Metazoa; Echinodermata; Echinoidea; Camarodonta; Strongylocentrotidae
Gene: ccm2
Product: cerebral cavernous malformations protein 2 homolog
Exons: 11
Coding region: 512-1759 (415 amino acids)
Source: RefSeq, a predicted model, not a curated record
GUUCUUCUUCGACUUUGAGCGAUUAUUCUUGUCCAGUGGGGUUUGACCAAUUUUCCACUUUUAUUUCAAGUACACCUGUCAUUCCAGAACAUAAGAUGGGAGGAAUUUAGAUUGCUCUGUGAUUAAAAAAAAGAAGAGUGUCAUUCAGCCUCGAGCGCAAUUUAAUUUUCUGCAUUCUUUACUUCAAAUUCAUGGAGGGUUAUCUCUAGCUCUGUAAUUAGCAUUUUAUGUGCUUCUGAUGAUCAGAAAGUCGACGUGGGAUUCAUUAAGUGUUGCUUUGAGAGUUUUAAGACUAUGGGUGCUGGCAUUCUUGGACUGAAGUUGGAGUAGAGUCAGCUUGUGUAGGCCUUAGCCAGGAAGGGGGCAUUUAAGCGCCUCAGUUGUAUUUGUGGAGGACAUCCAGCGUUACUAUAAAAGCUACUAGAUCAUUUGUGGAUUCUUGUAUAUGAGGAAGACAUGUUUUAAUGCUUUUUUUUAAAAGCGGAAUGCUACUUGUAUCUUGAUUUUAAUCAUGGAGAAGGUGAUUAUGUGUUAUCAUGUUUCCAUGGCAUUGUAUAAGACUGGUUUCAAACUCUUUCCUAGCAAAACGAGAACCUCCGCCAAUUCCAGCAAAGAGAACGGUUCCAACAACAGUGCCUCGGCUGCCCAACCCGAGGCUCGAAGGCAGCUGAAGACACUGGAGCUUACUCCACCAGACUUCAAAGUCGACAGACAGAUCCUCAUCGACAGCUAUCUAGAUAUCGAAGUCAAGUUUUUAGGUCAACUCGAAGACAUCCCUUUUGAAAUCGACCCAACAAAGAGGACUGAAAUACUCAGGAAUAUUGAUUCAGCAAGGAAAAAGGGUAUUUUACCAUGGAACAGUCACUCCGGUCGCUACGACGCCAUCAUCCGCUUAUCAGCAAGACAAAUCAAUGUUUUACAGAAAAACGAGACGUCUCUUGUACGUGCCUUCAUUCACAACAUAGUCUCAGUCAGCUAUGUACGAGAUGAUGCUCAGCAUCUAGUCAUCAUGAAAACAGCUACAGAAAGUCAGCAAGAGAAAUGUGAACUAGUAGUGUGGGAAUGUCCCUCAAAGGAAAAAUCGGAAGAAAUCUGUGCCAUUGUCCAGCAGAUUUUUGAAGUAGUCUACACUGAAAUGACCAUGAAGCAAUUUGACCUCUCGCUGAUGCAAGCGGUCAACGAUUAUUCAAUAGGUAGAUCCACAGUAGCUCACCAAAGACCUCCCUUGCCUGGCAUGUAUAGUCAACCAGAAACCAGUGAGGCCGUCCCAUAUUCAGGGGCAAAUCCUAACUCAAAUAGUGCAGAAAUCAUCAGCGUCACAGCCAAAGUAUUAUUACAAGAAUACAUCGAGGAGCUGAGAAGUAAACUAAGUGGUGAAGAGCUGCAACAGUUCGCAUCCAUUUUGAAAGAGUACCGUCAAAUGGGAUCGAUAGAGAAUUUCUGCACCAGUUUACAAAGGCUAUACGGCCCGGACAGAAAGACAUUAUUUCCAGACAUGAGACCGUACAUCCCCGAAAAGGACAUGGACUACUUUGAGAGCUUUCUAGAGAGGAACAGUUUACAGGACCAAUACAGCUUCUAUCAUGGAGGUCGAAGGUCGCGUAGAACUGGCAGCGAUGCUUCCUCGACCUCGACGAUAGGGGGUGUGGAUAACGGUGUGUACAGUCACUCGAUUCCUUCGGACAUGGACGAUCUCGAUCGCGCGCUCAUGGACGUUUGCGAUCAGGUUGAUCGGUUAGAUGCGAGUAUUGACUCGUGAUCCUCGUGAGGAUAAGCAGUAGUGCGAUGAUGAUGAAAGAAAUCCAGAGAUUCUGUGAAAUCAAUCUUGCCGUGGUGUUUAUGACCGCCGUGUGAAUGCAACUCUGUGUAGAAGCUGAAGGAGAAGUCGGUCAAAACGUCAGUCAAAACGUCAUCAAAAACAUCAUGAGGAGGAAGAUCUUUCGUGAGAACAGUUCCAUCAUGACAAGAUGCUGAAUGAUCUACAUUCUGCAAAAUAAACUUGGCGUGCUAACAUCGUGACACUUCAUGAUUACAACUCUGUUCAGAAGAAGUAGUUGAAUCGUCAUCUAAAUCGCCCUCUAAAGUGCUUUGAUGAGGGUGAGAGGAACAUCUCCUUUGACAACAGGUUGUGUUGUUGCGCCAAGCCGGUGGAUGAUCAUCAGCAUCUGCAAGCUGCCAUGGCAUGCUACAGGAUCGUGCAAGUGACUCUUCCUCCAGGGACCCAUUUCACAAAGCCUUUUUUCAAUGACAAAUGACUAGAAUCAGUGACAAAUCUGAUGAUAACCAAUCAGGAGCAAGGAUUUCAGUAGCUUGUAACAAAAAAUUGUCAUUUGUCACUGAUGACAAGUUUUGUGAAACGCCCCCCAGAACUAGGAAUUCAUCUUGGAGGAGAGGCGUACAAGACUAUCAUUUCCAUCCCGAAAGAGAUAUAUUACAAGUCUUUCUACGUGAGCUUGCAGAAGUUACAACGAUGGAUGCAUAGGACAUGGGAUUUCCAGCAUUCUUGCUAGACACUGGCAAUAUUGUAUCGUGAUUGUUAUACAUCAUUUCAGAGAAUCACCUCUUCAGGCCACUAUCUUCAGAAAUUCAUCAUCAUGAAAUUUCACUAACUCAACUCUCUAAUGGAUGGAUGCCAAUGCUAUGAACAUAUUGCAUGCAGACCAAAUGGAGGGAUUUUAUUAUUUAUUGCCAUUUGACAAUAUCUUUUGAUGAUUGCAGUAGGUUGUGUAUCCAUAUUUAUUGACUCUUUUUAGUUAAGAAUAUGAUUUGGGUGGUGUGUCCAGAAAUUCCACAAAUAUGCAGAUAUGUAUCAUAAAAGUAAGGUUUCUACCUUGUAAUUUAGGUGUUUUUUUCCUACCUCCCUCAUAAAAAAUGUAUUUCCCAAAUGAUGCUACCUUCUAUAACUUCUGUUACAUCUCUCUCUCUCUCUCUCUCUCUCUCUCUCUUUCUAUAUAA